Molecule: messenger RNA, 1520 nt
Organism: Lutra lutra (Eurasian river otter)
Lineage: Eukaryota; Metazoa; Chordata; Mammalia; Carnivora; Mustelidae
Gene: UBE2D1
Product: ubiquitin conjugating enzyme E2 D1
Exons: 7
Coding region: 238-681 (147 amino acids)
Biological process (GO): ubiquitin-dependent protein catabolic process; protein polyubiquitination
Cellular component (GO): nucleus
Molecular function (GO): ubiquitin conjugating enzyme activity
Source: RefSeq, a predicted model, not a curated record
ACAAAAGAGUCUUGCCGGCGUCCCCGCCCGCACACUCGCGCACACUCGCGCUCGGGCGCACACUGAACAGGCACUGGCGCCCGGAGCGAGCCAGCGAGCAGCGAGCAGCGAGCAGCGAGCCGGGGAACCCGGGCUGAACCAGCAGAGCAGCCAGCGAGUCGAGCCCGCGAGACCCUACGCCCCCGCGUCCUGUAGCUGCCGCCAGCCGGCUGGUGUCCCCGCCGCCCUCCCUGACCCAUGGCGCUGAAGAGGAUUCAGAAAGAAUUAAGUGAUCUACAACGAGACCCACCUGCUCAUUGUUCCGCUGGACCCGUGGGGGAUGACUUGUUCCACUGGCAAGCAACUAUUAUGGGACCUCCUGAUAGCGCCUAUCAAGGUGGAGUCUUCUUUCUCACUGUACAUUUUCCGACAGACUAUCCUUUUAAGCCACCAAAGAUUGCUUUCACAACAAAAAUUUACCAUCCAAACAUAAACAGUAAUGGAAGUAUUUGUCUUGAUAUCCUGAGGUCACAAUGGUCACCAGCUCUGACUGUAUCAAAAGUUUUAUUGUCCAUAUGUUCUCUACUUUGUGAUCCUAAUCCAGAUGACCCCUUAGUACCAGAUAUUGCACAAAUCUAUAAAUCAGACAAAGAAAAAUACAACAGACAUGCAAGAGAAUGGACUCAGAAAUAUGCAAUGUAAAGUCAAAAAAAAUUUCAUAUAUACCAGAGUACUGUAAAAUCUAGGUUUUUUUCAACAUUAGCAGUAAAUUGAGCACUGUUUACUGUUUCAUUGUAUCAUGAAAUCCUUUGAUUUUUACCCAUUUUACAUGUAUUUCUGAAGCAAGACAAAACAAACUUCCAAAAAUACCCUUCAGACUGUGAUGAGAGCAUUUGUCAUUUUGUAUGCAUUGAGAAAGACAUUUAUUAUGGUUUUUAAGAUAUUUGGACAUCUGCAUCUUCAGCUUACAAGAUCUGCAAUGCAUCUGAAAAGCAACCAAAUUAUUUUUUGCUGAAACUAAAUGUUUUUACAUGAGAAAUGCUGUAUGUGUUGUCUAAGAUGUCAUCAGUUUUAUAAAUCUGUAUUCAGAUUCAUUCUUUGUUAGCUCACUUUAUAAUUUGUAUUUUUUUACUGUAUAGACUAAAUAUAUUCUAUUUACAUGUAUGUCAACUCAUUACCCUUUUCCUGUGAACAGUAUUAAAAAAACCCAACAGCUGGUAAUUAAAUGAAUUAACUGUCUGUCUCCCUUGUCUUAGGGUAAUUGAUUGGUAGAUUGAUUGCAGAUUUCUUAAACCUGAAAGGAUCUUUACACUGUAAUUCUCAGUAUCCUGAUUAUGGAGAAACACUUGUUUUGAUUUUGUUAUACUUGACUUAACUUUAUUGCAAUGUGAAUUAAUUGCACUGCUAAGUAGGAAGAUGUGUAACUUUUAUUUGUUGCUACUCACAUUUGAGUUUUUCUUCUGUGUAGGCAAUGUUAUAUUGACACCUUUUACAGAUAUUAAUGUAGCUUUUUCCAUAUAAAUAAAAUGCUUUUUCUACUA